GGGACUGCAAGCGAAGGAGGCAAGUGGGGCGGCUCCUCCCCUUUUCUCCCUGGUUGGGAAGGCGGCCAAAAUUGCUUCCCACGACUGGGUAGGGUCUGGUCUCAGCAGCCUGGUCUGGGGGAGUCACUCCAUAUGACAUCCACUGCCUCAGAACUCUGCCAAGAGGGGGGUGGGUCAGGCGAACGAGCUUAGGGAGCCCCCGCCCUUCUCUGCUGCUCAGCGUCACGCGUGACGUCUCGGUGAUGGCUGGGAGGAAAGCGCAGAGCGGUGAAGGAGGGCGGGUCUGAGAGCUGCUAAAAGCUGAAAACCCCGGAAAGCAAGAUGGGUGAUUUGCCCUUAGAUAUCAACAUCCAGGAACCUCGAUGGGACCAGAGCACAUUCCUAGGCAGAGCCCGGCACUUCUUCACAGUCACCGAUCCCCGAAAUCUGCUGCUGUCCCGGGAUCAGCUGGAAGCUUCCCGGAACAUCGUUCAGAAUUACAGGGCUGGUGUGGUAACCCCAGGGCUCACUGAGGACCAGCUAUGGAGAGCCAAAUACGUGUAUGACUCAGCAUUCCAUCCGGACACGGGGGAGAAGGUGGUCUUGAUUGGCCGCAUGUCAGCCCAGGUGCCCAUGAACAUGACCAUUACUGGCUGCAUGCUUACCUUCUACAGGAAGACUCCAACUGUGGUGUUCUGGCAGUGGGUGAAUCAGUCCUUCAAUGCUAUUGUGAAUUACUCUAAUCGCAGUGGGGACGCUGCCAUCACUGUGCGGCAGUUGGGAACAGCCUAUGUGAGUGCCACCACUGGGGCUGUGGCUACUGCUUUGGGACUCAAGUCUCUCACCAAGCACCUACCCCCACUAGUCGGUCGAUUCGUGCCCUUUGCAGCUGUGGCCGCUGCCAACUGCAUCAACAUCCCCCUGAUGAGGCAGAGGGAGCUGCAGGUGGGCAUUCCAGUGACUGAUGAGGCUGGUCAGAGGCUUGGCCACUCGGUGACUGCUGCCAAACAGGGAAUCUUCCAGGUGGUGAUAUCGAGAAUCGGCAUGGCGAUUCCUGCCAUGGCCAUUCCCCCGGUGAUCAUGAACACUCUGGAGAAGAAAGAUUUUCUGAAGCGCCGCCCCUGGCUGGGGGCGCCCCUGCAGGUGGGACUGGUAGGCUUCUGCUUGGUAUUUGCCACACCCCUGUGCUGCGCUCUGUUCCCUCAGAGAAGCUCCAUACAAGUGAACAGGCUGGAGCCGGAGCUGAGAGCUCAGAUCCAAGCACAAAACCCCAGCAUCGAUGUGGUUUACUACAACAAGGGGCUCUGAGAGGAGUCGGCCUCUGUCCCUGUCCUUACCUCCUUAGGCUGCUUCUCUGGUGCUACCUUGUAACGCUACCACCUGAUAUUCUUCCGGGUACUGGGCAAGGGGCUUGAUGUAGGGAGCAGCCACUGAGACCAGCAAACUUAGCCUGGGGGAGGCACCCCUAUAAGCCUCUUCUCACCUCUCUGGUUUCAAAGAGCAAGUCACAAAACCCAUCCCUCCUGCGUUUGUGUGUGUGCAGCUACACAUGCAGUACACAUAAGUGUUUAUAAAUUUGGUCCUGGAAGCUAAGAUCAGAAAUGCUGUUCUAGGAUGUCCUGAUACCUGUCUUCUCUCCUCAGUCUCCUGCCCACCUCACGGUAAGCCCGAUGAUAGGUAACACUUUCUUCCCUAAAUUGUUCCUCUGGCCAAGUCAUUUCUGACAACAUCUUAGCGUUCUGCACCCAAAAUCAGCCCCAGGAUCCCAGAACACCAACUGAAGGACAUCAGCAGGCCAUACAGCUUAACCCAUCAGCUCUAAAAGCUGGUUCAAGACCUGGGCUGGCAGAGGAAGCAGUGCGGGAUCAGGGAGGCAGGGGGCUCAUGCUUGCUGGCCCCCACACCCUAGAAUGGCUCCACUCUUCUCUUCUCAUGGAACAUGGGGAUGUCAGCAGCCUGCACUGCUCUCCACGCUGCAAUGUGGGUGCCUUUAGAGACAGUCUUGGACAUUCUUGGUCUGUUCUGAUGACUCAGACAGAAACCCCACACUUUCAGUUCCCUCCCCAGUCAGAAAGCCACACAGGAAGAGCAAGCAUUCCCUUCAGGAGCUGCCACCACCCCGUACCCACUUAUAGGGGGACCGGAGUGGGAAUGGUGCUUAAACACAGGGCUCAGGUGUACAAUAUCAAGACAGGUAAUUUUGUGUUUCAUUGACUCUUCUUAGACACACCCCCACCUCAGUUCCUUCCUUUCCAUUUACUGCAUCUCCAGGAGAACCCAGAGCUUCAUAUAUGCUAGGCAAGUGCUCUACCACUGAGCUACAUCCCCAGUGCCUGCCCUCCCCCCUCUUCCUUCCUUCCUCCCUCCCUCCCUCCCUCCCUCCCUUUCUUUCCAUCUCUCUUUCUUUUUUUUGUUUUUCAAAUAUGGUUUCUCUGUGUGGCCCUGACUGUCCUGGAACUCAGAGAUCUGACUGCCUCCUCCAGUGAGUGCUAGGAUUAAAGGCAUGUGCCAUCAUUGCCAGCAGCCCUUCUCUUUCUUAAGACAUGGCCCUGUGCUCCCUCUGCCCUUAAUUUCAAAAAGAAGAGGGAUCCAGGCGUUAAUAGCUGGACCAAAUGGAAGAUGGGCUUAGGAAUGGCGUGAAUAGUGGUGACUCCAGGGCGUAGAAUUAUAUCUCCACUCUAAAUCCAUGACCUCCAGCUAAAAGGUGAUUGGGGUCCCAUCCCCAGUGUCAUCCAUGGAGACCACUUUCACUAACCCCCUCCUCCAGUGACAACAGCUGUCAUGUCAUAGUGUCAAUAAACUGCAAUCCUGUCUAGUUCUUGA
Messenger RNA from Arvicanthis niloticus (Nile rat), 2802 nucleotides. RefSeq names its product sideroflexin 3 (gene Sfxn3). Gene Ontology annotation, biological process: serine import into mitochondrion; monoatomic ion transport. NCBI's taxonomy places the organism in Eukaryota, Metazoa, Chordata, Mammalia, Rodentia, Muridae. The record is from RefSeq and is a predicted model, not a curated record. Gene Ontology annotation, molecular function: monoatomic ion transmembrane transporter activity. Gene Ontology annotation, cellular component: mitochondrial inner membrane.